AUGGUAGCUAUGGAAACAAAAGCACCACUCAGAUAUGAUAUCAUUGAGUUCCAGCCUGGAAGUGACCUUGCUGCACAUGCAUUGAUUGGGGUGAUUAAAUCUGAUGCCUGUCCAUCUAGGUGCACAGUUGACAACAUUCCAAAACAACUCAUGAAAGAAAUUCCAGAGGAAAGCAAAUCAUUCCCCGUCAAGAUAAGGACAAGGUGCCCAGAUGCAUCAUGGGAAAACAAAGAUGCUAGAGACAAUUACGAUGGGACUUAUCAUGUGAUGAUAGAUGUAAAGGGAGAAGAAAAACAGCAAGUUGCCAUGACGAUUGGUAAUCAAAAUAUACCAGGAUCACCAUUCCAUAUUCCUGUUAUCAGAGGAUUAGUACAGACAGUGGGAAUAACAGGUAGUAAAGGUGAUGUCCUAAAUCUUACAGGGUUAACUACCAACAAACACAGUGACUUUGUCACUGCUGAUUCAUGGAACGACAGAGUAACCAUCCAUGACAGAGACGGCAUUUACAAACAAUCAAUUACAUUCACUGAUCAGUUUGCAGAGCCAUUCAGUCCAUGUGAUGUAGCAAUAUCAGAUGAUAAUGAAUACUUUAUGACAGAUAAAAAUAACAAACAAGUAGUUGUAAGUGAUGAAUAUGGAAAGUUGAUUAGAAAGUUUGGAAGCUCUGAAAUUAAAGCGCCAUGUGGAAUUGCAAUUAAUCCAGUUAAUAAGAAUGUGUAUGUUAGUGAAUAUAAUGUGAAUUGCAUUAGAAAGUAUACCCAGGCUGGGGUGUAUAUUAAGUCAUUUGGGAGAAGUGGAGAAAAGCAGGGAGAGUUCAUUAGACCUUACUUGUUAGCUAUUAAUAGUAAAGGGGUGUUGUAUGUGCCAGAUUGGAACAACAAUCGGAUCCAAGUAUUCAAUUCUUAUGACCAGUUUAUGUUUGAGUUCUCCUACACUGAUGAUGGCAUAAUAAGUCGUCCAAAGGCAGUAGCCAUAGAUAAGAAUGAUUAUGUCUAUGUGAGUAGUAAUCACAGAGUUACUAAGUAUGACAGCUAUGGUCAGUUUAUUUGUAGGAUUGACAGUGAUAUGGACAGUUUGAAUUAUCCAUAUGGUAUCACAGUAUGCAAUGAUGGUAAAAUAGCUGUAGUGGAUAAUGCCAAUAAAUGCAUCAAAGUGUUUGUAGAGUGA
Molecule: messenger RNA, 1167 nt
Organism: Saccoglossus kowalevskii
Lineage: Eukaryota; Metazoa; Hemichordata; Enteropneusta; Harrimaniidae
Product: E3 ubiquitin-protein ligase TRIM71-like
Source: RefSeq, a predicted model, not a curated record